Molecule: messenger RNA, 594 nt
Organism: Camellia sinensis
Lineage: Eukaryota; Viridiplantae; Streptophyta; Magnoliopsida; Ericales; Theaceae
Source: RefSeq, a predicted model, not a curated record
AUGGGUCUCAAGAAGGCAGUUGUUGAUGAUCUUCUGGCCGACAUCCCGAACGUCACUAUCGUCCAAUCUCCAUCUUCGCAAUCUCUGCCGAAACCAAAGCCAAAAAGGCUGAAGAAAGCCCAAGCUAAGGAAACGGCGAUUCAGCAUGCCGACUCCUUCGCGAUGCAAGCUUUUGAUAUCAAGAAGGAGUUGGUUAACAAGACCAAGGAGGCUGCAAGUUUGCUGAAAAUUGUCAAUAAGGCCGAGGCCAAGAUGAAGACACUGAUGGAUCAGGCUAAGUUAGCCAAACAGGCCCAAGAAGAGGCCGAUGAGAAGGCAGGAGCUGCUGAGGCCGUCGCUAAGGUCCUUGAGGUUGAAAAGAAAGAGGCCGAAGCGAAGACCGCAGAGGCCCAGGCCGAGCUCAUUGUUGCCUUAGCCACAAAAGAAGCCGAGAUCAAAGCGGCGGAUGAGAAGGCGUUUGCCGAGGAGGCGGCCGACGUCAAAGAAGACUAUAAGAAGCAAGUGAAGCAGGAUGAGGAGGAUAAGGUCUCGAAAGACGCUAUCCUUGAAAAGACAACAUCUGACGUGCCUAUCGCCGAGAAGAGCAUCGACUAG